AUGCUGCUGUUGCUGGGACACUUGCUGCGAAGGAACAAGAGUUGGAGCAAGUGUUUGUUGAGGCUUUUCACUGUAGCUUCGGAGAAGGACAACACACCUCAAAUCAAGGCAGAUCUGCAGACGUAUCUAUAUCAGCUGAGAAUAGAGGGAGUGGUGGAAGUGGUGGAAAUGGUCGGGGAGGAUAUGUCGGCUUAUGUUUAUGAACGAACGUUGAAAAUGGAGGAGCGGACCCGGAUGAUCAAUCAGAUGCAAAGACGGGUAACGUUUGGGCUAUUCUUCAACCCAUGGGCCGUUAAAAGGUCCAGAUGG
Molecule: messenger RNA, 309 nt
Organism: Candidula unifasciata
Lineage: Eukaryota; Metazoa; Mollusca; Gastropoda; Stylommatophora; Geomitridae
Source: the annotation of a GenBank genome assembly